GGCGACUGCAGUGCUGUGUGCAUCUUCCAACAGCAGGGGCAUCAAUUGAUUUGGAUGACUCUUCGACCGCUAGACGACAGUAUCCUGACGCCCGCAUAUGCCAUACCUUACUUACCUUGGGUACAUACUACCUUGGCUUCCAUUCGGGUUCGACUCAGACGGCGAGAAGAACAUCACCGAAACUUCGCUUCUACUUCAAGGCAUACAAGAAGGCACACUCUUCAGCCUUUUCUUUGCCAUUACUACCUAUCGAUCCAUACUCCAUUCGUUCUGUUCUUACAUCAGGUUUAGUUUUGCAUCUGACAUAUACUCCAUCUACUUGUGUCUUUGAAGCUCUUUACUUACGUACCUACUUAUCGUUGUCUGACCAGAAUAACGUCUCACCGUUUACUGGUACCUCUGUCUCCCACGUCCCUACAAACUAAUAUCAGCUUGAAUACCUACUGCCUUUCGUCCCAACUGUUUCUGGCCCAAUGAUUCUUAGGAUAUAUUCCAUAGCUUACUUGUGAUCUUUUCAACACUUGGUUCUUGACCCCUCUUGUCGCUCACCUCCCGACCGCAGCCAUGGCAUCAAAACAGGCACCGCACGAACGACGAAAAGGCGAAGCUGCCCUUAGCGACUUUGCCGAGUACGUCGAGAGACAGCAAGCAUUGCGCUACCCAAACAAGGCUGCCCAGAGCCAGACUGCGACAACAUCAGCAGCGACAGGCCCAAGCUCAACAUUAUCCUCAAAAAUCGCCCCCGAAGUCGAACAUCAUGCUGAGCUCGACGACAUCCUCGACAGCCUCAACCUCUCCGAGCCCGGUCCGCGAAUAAGACUCCGCGACCUUCUGCUGUCCGCCCCUGACGAUGACGCCUCCCUCCAGAAACUCGCCGACAUCGUCGGUGAGCGGUUGGACGAAGGACACGGCGAAUCCGUCUUCGACAUCGGCUUCGAGAACCAUGGCGAGAGCCUAAAGUUGACCAAGGAGGAUUGGGAGGUGGCAUACAAGAGGUUAUCGCAGGCCGCAGCCCAGAUUGAUGCUGACUGCCAGCUGCUACUAACCAAGAAUUUGGGCGGCGAUCUCGACGGUACCCCAACCCGCGAUGGCGACGUGAGCGGCAAGGUGAUGAUCCGUCGACGCCCGUCCGCAGCCGAGGAGGUUAUCGAAACGCGAAUAGCAGUCGUGGGCAAUGUCGACGCUGGCAAAUCCUCGAUGCUGGGUGUUCUGGUCAAGGGCGACUUGGACGACGGUCGCGGUCGCGCACGCGUGAAUCUUUUCCGACACAAGCACGAGAUUGAGACCGGUCGUACGUCUUCCGUCGGCAUGGAAAUCAUGGGCUUCGACUCGCACGGUCAGACCAUUCUUUCCGACACCCCCGGUCGCAAGCUCUCGUGGGAGGAAAUAGGCAAGCGCAGUGCAAAAGUAAUCACUUUUACCGAUCUUGCUGGGCAUGAACGGUAUCUAAGGACGACCGUCUUCGGCUUGUUGUCAUCGUCGCCAAAUUACUGCCUGCUAAUGGUAGCGGCCAACAACGGGCUAAUAGGCAUGUCCAAAGAGCAUCUUGGUAUUGCUUUGGCGCUGAACGUGCCAAUAAUGGUGGUCAUUACCAAGAUCGACAUCUGCCCGCCUAACAUCCUGGAACAGACCAUCACCCAGAUCACCCGCAUCUUGAAGUCUCCUGGUGCGAGGAAGAUCCCCAUUUUCAUCAAGAACCAUGAGGAAUGCAUCAACACGGCCACUCAGUUCGUCUCCCAGCGCAUCUGCCCCAUCUUCCAGGUCAGCAAUGUAACAGGCGAGAACUUGAGCUUGGUCCGUUCGUUCCUCAACAUCUUGCCGCACCAUGGACGGUACGACGCCGACGCGCCUUUCGAGUUUCAUGUCAAUGACACUUUUAGCGUCCCCCACGUCGGCACGGUCGUCUCGGGAAUCGUCAAGUCGGGGGUCAUCCAUGCGGGUGAUGAGGUUUACCUGGGGCCGGAUGGCUUGGGCAAGUUCACGACCACGGCCAUCAGGUCGAUUGAGCGGAAGAGGAUAGGCGUCCCGGCGGCGAGCGCGGGACAGUCAGCCAGCUUCGCGUUGAAGAGGGUCAAGAGAAAGGACGUUCGUAAGGGAAUGGUGGUGCUCUCCAAGACUGAAAGUGGACCGCCGAAGGUGUAUCGGGAGUUCAUUGCUGAAGUCCUCAUCCUCUCCCACGCAACCACCAUCAAAACCAAAUACCAGGCCAUGCUUCAUGUCGGCCCCGUCUCCCAGACAUGCGCCAUCAUCGACGUUGAUCGUCCGUUUAUCAGGACCGGCGAUCGGGCUACCGUCGCGUUUCGGUUUGUCCAGAGACCCGAAUACCUAGUCCCGGGAGACAGACUUCUCUUCAGAGAAGGCAGAACCAAGGGGUUGGGUAUCGUCAAGAGUGUGGGGUAUGAUCCUGAACGGCCGUUGGGCGGGGUUAAUGUAGGUGAAGGGGGUGAUAAGGUGGCUGCGGGCGUUGAAGAUGUCAAACAUGAGGGUGGCGGUAACGAGGUGAAGGUUGGUGCUUAGUGACCUGGCACCUGGUGCUGAUUUGGCGUUGGGCAGAUGAUGUUGUGAUGACCCAAGUUGGGGGCCGCGUUACCUUUUUUUCUUUAUACUUUCUUUGAUGCAUGGCCUCAUCUCCUCGUUUUGAUGGCUCAUAUACGGAGCGGCGCAGUCAGGGCACAGUACAGAACUAGUGGUGACCCACUACUUGCAGAUAUUCAAGUAGUAGUAGGAGUAGUAGUAGUAGUAGUAUCAUGGACGAUAUGGCUUUUGUAUGUGUCGGUGGAAGAUGAGUGACCUACAGGUAUUCUCAAAUGAACAUAUGAAAAUUCUUGAG
Messenger RNA from Neurospora crassa OR74A, 2830 nucleotides. RefSeq names its product GTP-binding protein 1. NCBI's taxonomy places the organism in Eukaryota, Fungi, Ascomycota, Sordariomycetes, Sordariales, Sordariaceae. The transcript has 2 exons. Gene Ontology annotation, biological process: translational elongation. The record is from RefSeq and is a predicted model, not a curated record. Gene Ontology annotation, molecular function: translation elongation factor activity; GTP binding; GTPase activity. The coding region runs from base 565 to 2517 and encodes 650 amino acids.